AACGUCAAAAAUGAUGGCUUCGGGCUUCCUUCUCCGUAGCUGGCAGAAGUUUAUUGUGGAAGGAUUGCUGAAAUAAGAUUAAAUUUGCCAGAUUGUUAUUGUAUUGUUUAUACAAAUCAGCGUCUGGAAUUGUGUUCAUUUAUUUUUAUAGAUAUUAUCGAAUCCGCGACAGUAGUUUAGAAAAAUGAGCAGCAGCAGCAGUGGCGAUGAAAACGAAGGUCCUCACAAGCGAAAACGUAAAGUACGUCGACUACCGGAUAGCCCUAGUAAUACUUCAAGCGGAAGCCCUAUUAUUGGGGCCUCGACUUCCAGAACUAGACGAAACUUGCCUGCACGCCAAUUCACCAAAUCAGAUUCGGACAGUUCAGAUUCUGAUGUGUUUGUUAGACGGAAAAAAAUUCCAAAAGUGGACUUUUCGAGCGACUCAUCCUCAUCUACAUUUUAUCGAAGAAAACCGAACGGCCCCUUUAGGUUUUUUUCCUCAGAUGAAAGUGAGGAUUCUGAUAGGCCAAUAGGAGUUAAAAAACCGGACAGGUUAGUAAUUACUUCAGACCUUGAAGAUAGCCAAUGGGAGACGGAAUCAAAUUCUGACGAUGAGAUUCAAGGUUCUUGUAAAGCAAAUGCUUCAGUAUUAGCAGAAGGUGCAGCAAUAGAUUCGGAUUGUAGUGAUGGACAAUCGGAAAAAUGUCCCAUUUGUCUUGUCAGAUUUAAAUUACAGAAGGUAGGGGUUCCAGAAAAUUGUGGCCACAAAUUUUGUUUGGAAUGUAUACUGGAAUGGUCCAAAACCGUAAACACAUGCCCAGUUGAUAGAAAAGAGUAUAACGCAAUUACUGCCAGGUCAGGUCUAAAUGAAAAAGUAUUGAAAACUAUCCCGGUGGACACCCCAGUAGCGCAACACUUUGAUGAAAUAAUCGACGGUUUUGACGAGCAAAUAAUUUGUAUUAUUUGUGGUUCUGGUCAAAAUGAAGAUAGACUUUUACUUUGUGAUGGAUGCGAUUUGGGUUAUCACUUGUACUGCCUCACGCCGCCUCUCUCUGAAGUACCCAAUGAUCCUUGGUUCUGCGAAAUAUGUCGUUCCGCAGAUGAACCUUCUCUAGUGGACUUGCUGGAAGAUGGAGAGGAUGAAGUACCAAGACUUUACAGAAUCGCAACUGUUAGAUUAAUACCGAGGACAAGACAAUCGGAGCGAGUGAGGAGGCUAGUGCAAAACAACAGAAAUCAAAGGCAACAUCAAACAGUUAACGAAAAUUCUCCUUCAACCUCGAGAGGCCGCGUAAAUUCCAGUCGAGUCUCCAGUACCAGUACUAGAAAACCGAAGAAAAAAUCAAGAAAAAGGAAAACGGUGACUAGAUACACGACAGUUUGGGAGUUAGAUCGGAACGGAGAGGCAGUGCCUGUACAGAAAAAAGUCAAAUCUAGAAAACGGAAAUCAAAAAAGAAGCAGCGACGACCAUCUACUGCUCAGAAAUCAGUUAAAAAUCGUUUGGCGUCUCAAUUGGGAAUGUGCGCUCCAAGAAAUACAAGUCAAAUUUUGCCUGACGUUCGACCUUCUGGCAAUAGUUCAAAUAACAUUGGACAUAGGCGUCAUCAAGCUGGUAUCCCGGCUCUUGAUUUAGUCGGUAGCGUCAAUCGUUUAGACUAUUUUUCUCAAUCGGAAGACGAAGUUCUACCUAGUGAAGGCAUCCAUACACUAUUAGCCAGAAGAGCACCAAAUCCAUUAGACAUUAUGAAUUUGAGAAGAGUUGCCAGAAGAAAAGCGGCAGUAGUCGGGGAUAUUCCUACAGUUUCAAGCUCAACAGAUAUACUUGAUAGUAUAAUGGAUUCACAAGAGAGAUUUUUAUCAAAAAAUUCAAUUCUAUCAGUUGUCGACUCAUCGGGUAAAUUACAAAUCGACAGCAAAAAGAAAGAACCAUCAAUUAACAAUAACACUCCCAGUAAACCUGAUUUUAACUCAUACUCCGUAAGAGAAACACCUUGGAAUAACGGAAGAAACUCCGGCAGUUAUAGACCUUACAACAACAGAAACAACUGGUCAAAUAACAGAAACAAUUGGCAAAAUAACUCUUAUCAAGGCAGAUACGGGCAAUCAAACAAUUACAAUAAUUACAACAAUGAUGGCAACAAUUAUACAAACAACUAUGGACCAAACAACGUACAAGGACAGGAUCAGUUGUACAACGACACGCCACAAGACUACACUCAAAGAACGCUUUCAGAAACAGAAACUGCACAAGAAGAAGAAGAAGAAGAAGAAGAGGAAGAAGAACAAGUUGCAGAAAGCAGUAAUGCUGCUGCUGCUGCUGCCGAUGACGGAGAUGUCGACAUUUACGGUGACAUUGAAAUGGUGUCAACAAGUAAAGUAGAAGAUGAUUUUCCAUUUACAUCACCUACAGUAGCCGAAAUUCCUAACUUAGUAACUAACACGAACACAGACGACGAUAAUGAUUCAGAAUCUGGCAUGGUUAUCGAUACCGAUCCAGUUUCAUCUACAGUACAAGUCUACAGUCCAGCGCAACCCACGGAUAGUCCUGAUGAACAAAGCGUUGACGAUCCGCAAAGCGUUGCUUUAGAAUUUGAUCAGCUUACGAGAGAACUUUCGUCAGGUUUCAAUGCUCUGCAGGAAAUGGAAAAGGAAUUUGCUACUGGUUUGAAACAAUUUGAACCAUUGAUGAGUAGCUCAGAACCCACAAGUGAAAUUCCAAUUACCGAUCCAGAAAUUACUGACGAUAUUCCAGUUCCUGAUGAGGUGUCAGCUGAAACAAUUCCUAUGCCUAUUGAUCAACCGCAACAAAGUAGUUUUACUUUUAGAUCUAAUCGAGGAUCUACUGAGAAAGUUCACGAUGACGAUGAUACAUCAAAUGAUGAAUGCCCAAACUUUAGCAUAUAUUCUAAAGAAAGUAAAUCAGUAGCUUUACAUACUGAUACAAAUUUAAUAACCGAAUCGUCUGAGAAACCUGAAGAAAUCGAUCCUAUAACAGAUGAAUCGGCGCCCUCGAGUCCUCAACCUCAAAAAGUUACUGUCGAAAAAACAGGAUCAGAUCCAAGACUUAUGUUAAGGAGCAGUAGUUGGAAUUUGGGAGCUCUAUACAGUGACUCAGAAGACGAAAGUGUUGUGAAAAAAACAAGUUCGUUUGCAGUUAACGAUAUUAAAGACAUGACGGAGGAUAUUUUAAGUGAAGAAGAUCAAGAACGUAGUUACACGCCUGUUUUGGACGAACGUAGCGAUAAAAAAGAAGGCCUUGAAGGUCUCGACACCGAAAUGAUAUCUGACGACGACCGAAACGAUUUUGACGAGGCUCACGAGUUGAAAACGGUCUCUGACGGAGAUGCAUUGGAGAUUAAUGCUAAAGAAUCUGAGCUUGAAUUCACUAGGCCGGAGGAUUUUGAGGAAGGAGAAAUUAUGAAUAAAAAUAAAGAAAAAGAAAAAAUUGUUGAUGCUGGUGGUGAAUCUCCAUCAAAGACUCCCGAAAUAAAAUCAAAAAAAGAUAAAGAAAAGAGUGAUAGUAAAAAAGGCGAUAAAGACACUAAAAAGAAAAAGAAAGGUAAGAACAAAGAAGGUUCGGAAGCUGAUAGCGCAAACAAGGAAAAUAUGAAUAAAGAAUCUUUCAAAAAACUAACUAAAAACACUAAAGAAAGAAAUUACCGGGAUAAAGAUAAGAAAAAAGAUUCACGUGAACGUUCACGUUCAAAAACACCAGAAAUCACAGAAAGCGAGAAAGACAACAAAAAGAAACGAGAAAAACGUAAAGAGUUGGAAAGGUACAAUGUCCGUGCUUUGAUAGCUGACAAACCAAGACAGCCACCUAAAGAUCAGUUUGGGCGUGAUCUGAGACGUACACCUUCAAGAUCUAGAAGUCGCUCCUACACACCACCUUUACCCCAAACAUCACCUUCAAGAAGAAGACGUACACCUUCUCCAGUUCGAGCGCCAAGUCCAGCCACUAAAAGAAAAUCUAGAUCUCGCACAAAAACACCUCCAAGACGAAGAUCCACAUCUAAACGACGUUCAAAAUCUAGAAGUAAAACUAAUAAAAGAAAGGGACGUUCAACGUCAAGAUCAGGUGGUCGAAAACGGGAUAGAUCUAAGACUAAAAAACGAAAAAGGUCCGUCAGUAGAAACAAAAGGAAAAAGUCUAAAGAUAAAAGCAAAAAAAGACAAAGACGUAGCACAAGUCGUAGAAGAUCGCGUAGUCCACGUGGACGAUCAGUUACACCAAGAAGAGACCGCAGAGAAUGGACUCCAUCUCUAUCCAGAUCUGUCACUCCAGAUGUGCGUCAUAAUAUGUCACCCUCAUGGACACCACCGCCUGAAGAAGAUGCAGACACAUUGAGAAAUCAAAAUGUUACAGUAAUACUUAACAAUGAUGCCACGAGAAAGAGAAAAGAAAAACGAAAUAGGGACAGAAGGAGGCGAAAAGAUGAACCACCUACGUUAAAAAGACGACGAAGAGAACGAGAACGUACUCCACCACCUUCAAAAGAAGUGUUUGCUUCGGGCGAUAAUAUUUUAGUGAGCGUUAGCUUUAACAAUGAAAAUGAAACUAGGGAUGUUAGUACACGAGACAACAGAAAACGGAAAGAAGGCGAGCAAAAGAAAACCAGGGAAAGACGGAGUAAAAAUAGGAAAGAUCUGUCUGGUGUCAAACCUGUGGCAAUAAUCGAUUUGGAACGUUCCCCAUUCCAAGAAAUCGCUUCAUCGCCAAAAGACGUUAUAAUAUUGAGUGACAGCGACAAUACCCAACCAGAAGCCAGAAACAUCCAAAGCAACACAUGUGAUUCUUCACAACAAGUAGCCAGUCCAGAAGCAACACCGGAUUAUGCUAUGGGUGGUCCGAAAACACCGCCCGAACCCAGUGUCAAAUUCGCCUUGCUAUCAAAACCACCCCAAUUACGUGCAAUAAACAAUCCGUUACACGAUCCUCUGGAAACUAUUGAAGAAGUGGCAGAUGAAUUAAAUAGUUCGCAUAAAGGCCCCAAUACACCUCUGGAAGAUCCGCCCAACUCGGCUCCAAGUUCCCCAGAUGCCUACGAUCCCUUCGAACCUACAAAGAGCCGAUCGGCAACUCCCGAAGUUGAAGUCGUGUGUCAAGGUGAAGUUGGAGAUAAUCAGAAUCAAGAAGUUUCGAAUAGAGUUAGUUUGGAUUUGGAUAAAUCUGGUGGUCAAACGCCGGAUAUAAUCAAGUCUUCAACACCUCCUAUGCCAGAUAUUCAACCAGCUGAUUCACAGAGUAGUGUCCAGGAGAUAACAGAGUCGGAAUCGCCUGUAGGACUUCCUGCAAUUCAAACUCAAGUUUCAAUAAGUAAGCCUGUAGGGCAAACUAUUCCUUUCAGUUCAAUACAAACUACCCUUGCAACUUCAACUCCGGUUUCGAGUAUAAUACCAACGUCAAGAAUAAAUAUUUUGAGUUCCAUUAUUACACCAUCGAUAAUACCUACUAGAAUUGUUCAGCCCAAUCAAGUAAAGUCGAGUCCAGUGAAGAUAUUACCUACAAAAGCCGCAAUUAAGUCGACACCCAUUAAACCCAUACAAUCGAAACCUCUGAUUAGCAGUAAAAAGCCCAAUAAACAACCAAAUGGUAAUAGUAGCUUGGACGAUAUUAAUUUGGAGUUUGAUUCGCCUUAUUCUCCUGGAUCGAGUGACUAUGAGGAUUUGUUUGAGCCUCCCAUUGAACCAGCCAAACCGAAAACACUUUCAAAAACCAAACGCUCUGCGGUUAAGAAGAAUCAGUCCACCUUUGACGUCUUAUUUGGUUCUCCGACUAAUAAAAAGGGCAUGACUGCCAAUAAAAGGUCACCGGUUAAGAAAGGUGCGAAAAAAGGCUCGAAGCUUGUAGGGGUUAAAAUUGACGAGGAUAGUUUGAAGAUUUUGGAGGAUAUGCCCAAUUCGGCAGUAGAAAUGCAGGUAAAAGAUAAGUUCCUUAAGAAACUAAAUAGACAAGAACGAGUGGUGGAAGAAGUAAAAUUGGUACUCAAACCGUAUUACAAUAAGAAAAAAAUUACCAAGGACGAGUACAAAGAUAUUAUGAGACGAGCCGUACCUAAGAUUUGUCACAACAAAAACGGUGAAAUCAAUCCCUUGAAAAUCCGAAGUUUAACUGAAGCCUACGUUAAAAAACUAAAGCACAACAAAAAGGUUACUUCGUCCAGCUCGUUACCUCAAAAGGUAAUUUAGGAUUUUAGUGCAUGUAUACUUACACAUUUUAAGGAUAAAAUUUUAAAGAAAAAUAAUUGUAUAUAAUUUAGUAGUACUGACUUGAAUAAAAUGAAAUACAUCAGUAGUAUAAUUUUAAUUAUUUAUGUAUGCAUUGUAAUUAUUUGAUAAUUAUUGAUGAAUAUACUUGUGUAUAUUU
Ceutorhynchus assimilis (cabbage seed weevil) is the source of this 6350-nucleotide messenger RNA. The record is from the annotation of a GenBank genome assembly. NCBI's taxonomy places the organism in Eukaryota, Metazoa, Arthropoda, Insecta, Coleoptera, Curculionidae.